Propithecus coquereli (Coquerel's sifaka) is the source of this 1353-nucleotide messenger RNA. Its product is annotated as fatty acid desaturase 2-like protein FADS2P1. Lineage: Eukaryota; Metazoa; Chordata; Mammalia; Primates; Indriidae. The transcript has 11 exons. Gene Ontology annotation, biological process: lipid metabolic process. Gene Ontology annotation, molecular function: oxidoreductase activity, acting on paired donors, with oxidation of a pair of donors resulting in the reduction of molecular oxygen to two molecules of water. Gene Ontology annotation, cellular component: membrane. The record is from RefSeq and is a predicted model, not a curated record. The coding region runs from base 1 to 1353 and encodes 450 amino acids.
AUGAAGCUAGAAGAAAAGUGUGGACAAAACGGGAGCCUUGUGGGAGGGAGUCAGCCACACCUGGGUGAGGAGCAUCAAGCACACAGGAAAGCAGUGGCAAGCACAAGGGCUGAGGUCUACGUGAAGCAGGAGGCCAAUGGGAAGCAGGAAGUUCCCAGGAAAAUCCUCAACACGUACACCUGGCAGGAGAUCCAGAGACACAACCAGGAGGCCGACCAGUGGCUGGUCAUCAACCGCAAGGUUUACAAUGUCACUGGCUGGGCAGACAAGCAUCCAGGUGGACGCCGGGUCCUCAAGCACUAUGCCGGGGAAGAUGCCACGUCCCAGUUGGUGAAAGAUUUCCAAGAACUGCGGAAGACAGUAGAGGCUAUGAACAUGUUCGAUGCCAACCUGGGGUUCUUCUUCCUUCACUUAGCCCAGAUCUUGAUUUUGGAAGUCCUGGCUUGGCUAACACUGUAUCAGUUUGGCAGUGGCUGGCGUGUUACAAUAUUCGUCACCUUUCUUCUCAUAAUUUCUCAGGCUCAGAGUGGAUUUUUGCAGCAUGACGCGGGGCACCUUUCCAUAUUUAAGAAGUCCAAGUGGAACCAUCUGUUACACAAAUUUUUGAUGUGCCAUCUCAAGGGCCUGUCAGGAAACUGGUGGAAUGACCGGCACUCCCAACAUCAUGUAAAAACAAACGUCUAUCCCAAAGACCCGGAUAUCAACAUGGGUCCUCUUUUUCUGCUUGGAGAUUUGCAACCUGUCAAGUACGGCAAGAAGAAAAUCAAAUACAUCGACUACAAAAAGCAGCACCUGUACUUCUACAUGGUUGGGCUCCCCCUCCUCAUGCCUGCAUAUUUCAACGCGAAAUCCAUGGAAAUGAUGUACCUUAGAAAAGACUGGGUGUGCUUUUCUCUGCAGGACAUCGCCUGGGUUAGCAGCUUUUAUAUCCGACAUUUCAUCACAUUUGGCCCUUUCUAUGGAAUCUUUGGAACCCUAUUGCUCAUAUAUUUGGUCAAGUUUCUUGAAAGUCCCUGGAUUACAUAUGUUACCCAGAUGAGCCACAUACCAAUGAAAAUGAGCAUAGAGGAGAACCAGGACUGGCUCAGCACUCAGGUCUCGGCCACCUGUAAUAUUGAACAGUCCUUUUUCAAUGACUGGUUCACAGGGCACCUGAACUUCCAAAUCGAGCACCACCUGUUCCCCACAAUGCCACGCCAUAAUUAUCACAAAGUGGCACCUCUGGUGAGGUCACUCUGUGCCAAGCACGGAUUGCAGUACGUGAAUAAGCCCAUGCUGAAGGCGUUUGGAGAUAUUGUCAGGGCUUUGAAGAAAUCCGGAGCUCUCUGGAAGGAUGCUUACUACGAAACAUGA